Messenger RNA from Calidris pugnax (ruff), 8691 nucleotides. It is a transcript of the gene SREK1, whose product is annotated as splicing regulatory glutamine/lysine-rich protein 1. Gene Ontology annotation, molecular function: RNA binding. Gene Ontology annotation, cellular component: nucleoplasm. NCBI's taxonomy places the organism in Eukaryota, Metazoa, Chordata, Aves, Charadriiformes, Scolopacidae. The transcript has 11 exons. Bases 2512 to 4233 code for a protein of 573 amino acids. The record is from RefSeq and is a predicted model, not a curated record.
GUAGAAUUACUGAAAAAUUUGACCUGGUCUUGAAAACUGGAGAAGGACCUUUUGAAAAGACACUAUCUCAAAGGCAGGCAAAUUUUCAGGGUUCUGUCUGCAGAGAUAGACUCUUUCUCAUUCUUGAAUAAAAUAAAUUAAUCUUUGUGGCAUGGAACUGAGCGACAAGAUUUUGUAUUUAAAAUAAAAUAUUACAUUGUUGAAGGACCAAGGUAUUCUGGAAAUAAUGCUGCUAAUAAUACAGUUGAGAUAUGCAUGUUAUUCAUUCUGUGAACUGCUAAACAGUGCACUUAACCGAAAGUGUUCGGUGGAUUCCCUGAGAAGCAUUUGAGCAAACGAGUAAUUCCGAUUAUUUCAGCAAGAUGACCAAUACACUUAAAGUUUAGGCUUGUAUUUAAAUACCUUUCUGAACUUGACUCAUUGUCUGUUUAGCUAUGUGCUUAACUCAGUUCCUAUUUAAAAGGGCUAAAUGCCUAAGCAACUCUGUCAUUUAUUUGGUUAAGUGUAUAUUGAAUUGGCUGUAUGUAAGCGCAUACUUAAAUUAGGCAUAUACUUAUGUACGUUACUGACCAAGGAUCUGAAUUAGAAUGCAGACAAACCACUUUAGGAACCAUUUCUGCUAUUGGAUUUACUAGAGCAAUGUCUGUUGACCCUGUAGAAAGCUGCAUGACUAUCCAGUUAAUUGCAAGAUGCUAGCUGUUCAGGAUAAGGUCUGGUUCAUUUGUCAUUUGAAACACUUAAGUAUUUCAAUUUUCAGAAGAACCAGUACAUAAUUCUAUGCCUAAUUUGCAUGCACAGCUGCUGGAGCUAUAUAUUCGAAAGCCUGUUAGUUAGCUACAUAUUAGGCAGGAUGUGCAGCAAAAUACCUGAUACUCAUGAGCAGUCAGGCAAAUUGGGUACAACUCUCAUUGCAUGUCUGACUUCAAAGUGGGAUCUGUAAAAAGUGCUGAACAUUGUGAUGAUGUCUCAGAUUCAUGCAUGUUUUUUAAAAAGCCCUGGAAGUCAUUAUUGCACAGUUAAUUCCUAAGUGCUAAUAAUUUUCCUAUUUUUCUCCUUUAGAUAGAAAAGUGAAGUGGUUUGUUACAUGUUAAGGAGCAAGGUGCCUCAAAAUUUAACAUAAAUAAAAUAAGUGUAAAUAGGAAGCAUGAGGAAAAAAUGGGUACUGUUAUUUUAUCUUUUCUAUUCCACCCAUGCUACAUAUAAAUUAAGUUUCAUUUAGAUUUGUUUUGUCCUUUGGUCAUACCCAACUGUAACACAGCCUUUGCAGAUCUGUAGAACAGGUUUGCAACACUUUUUUUUUUUCCUUCUUUUCAUUUUUUUUAAAGUAGUAUGUUUCCUGUGGGGUCUGUUGGAACUCAUAUAGCUAAAACUGCACAGUAGUUUGAGACUUACCUCAUAUUUUGCUUUUUGAUAAGAAUAUUAAUAUAUUCAUUUAAAAAUCCCUAAGUUAGGGGGUGUAUAGUUAAAGCAUACACAGUUUUAACCAAAGCAGUAAAAUCCACUGACGCAGUGGAUUGACUUUUAAAACUAUGUUUAAAUAAAAGCAUUUACUUUAAUAAAGUGCAUGAGGUAGUACUAAAGGGCUUAGUUGGAUAGCAUAAAUACAGCUAAGCCAGUAAUUUUUGAUAGGUAUCAAUACUUGGUAUAAUUAGAAUUUCUUUCUUUCAUUUUUCAGUUUAGUGUUUAAUGUUUGUACAUGUUUAAAUCCCUUUGAAUUUCAAAUUUAAUGUGUACAUUUAAUUGUAAUCAUAAUGAUUUAACUAUUAAAUCUUUUGAUUUUUGAAGAUCUUUUGGGGUUCAUUUAGCAGUCUAAUUAUGACUAAUGUUGAGUGAAACCUGUGUUUAAUUCAGAUUGGAUAUUACUUAAACUUUUAGCAUGGCAGGGGAAUAGAAUCUGAUUGAAAUAGUAGGAAAUACAUAUUUUGGGAAAAUAUGGCUUACUUAGUGGAUCAGUUAUGAUUUUCUUCAAUCUCAGUAAAUUUCAAGCUAAUUUAUCAAAGUUUCAGAUAAACUGAGGUGACCUAGAAUGUGAGACAAUACAAAUCUAAAUAUUUUCUCCUCUCCCCUCCUCCACCUCCAGCUUCACUUGUAGUAUGUAUUGUGUGGAGUCACUGUAGUUCAGUAGUUUUUAUUUGAUUUUCAUUUAUUUUUACAUCCAAAGUAGGUAGCACCAGAGGAUUAAGAAAAAACCACAAAUUUCAGUUAGCACAUACGUUGGGUUUUUUCUUUUUUUUUUUUUCUUUUCUUUUACUGAUUUGGUUAUUUGCCAUUUCUGGGGAUUAAACUUUAAAAAAUGUUCUUCUUUUCUGUAUCUGAUGUUCUGUGUGCUAUUAGUGAUGCAGCCAACACGAACGGUUGUCAUGUGUAAAACAACUUUCGAUCACCGCGAAAACACCGCCCUGGGAAAGCGUCCAUGCUUGAUAUCGUUUGGUUCAUGAACAUUAAGUUUCCAGUACAGGUAAAAUCCCAGAUGAAGCCAAAGCCCUUUCUCUGUUGGCGCCUGCUCCUACAAUGACAAGCCUGAUGCCUGGUGCAGGGUUGCUUCCUAUACCUACACCAACCCCUUUGACUACACUCGGUGUUUCACUUGGCACUUUGGGCGCUAUACCAGCAGCAGCAUUGGACCCUAACAUUACGGCACUGGGAGAAAUACCACAGCCACCAAUAAUGGGCAAUGUGGAUCCAUCCAAAAUUGAUGAAAUCAGGAGAACAGUCUAUGUUGGAAACUUGAAUUCCCAGACUACAACAGCAGAUCAGCUGCUUGAAUUCUUUAAGCAAGUUGGAGAAGUCAAAUUUGUGCGAAUGGCGGGUGAUGAGACGCAACCAACACGAUUUGCUUUUGUGGAAUUUGCAGACCAAAAUUCUGUACCUCGAGCUCUUGCCUUUAAUGGAGUUAUGUUUGGAGACAGGCCACUAAAAAUAAAUCACUCCAAUAAUGCAAUAGUGAAGCCUCCUGAAAUGACACCACAAGCUGCUGCCAAGGAACUGGAAGAAGUGAUGAAGCGAGUAAGGGAAGCCCAGUCUUUCAUAUCUGCUGCUAUUGAGCCAGAGUCUGGAAAGAGCAGUGAAAGAAAAGGCGGUCGAUCCCGUUCCCAUUCUCGUUCAGAAUCCAGGUCUAGCUCAAAAUCCCGAUCUAGAAGAAAAAGAUCACACUCAAAACACAGAAGUAGAUCUGGCAACAGAUCGCUCUCAAGACACAAGGACAGACGCAGAUCUAGGAGUCCCCUGAAAAAACGGUCUCGAUCUAGGGAAAGGCGAAAAUCAAGAAGUCGCUCUCAUUCUCGGGACAAGAAAAGAGACAAAGAAAAGGUCAAGGAAAAAGAAAAGGCCAAAGAAAAGGAGAAGGAGAGAGACAGAGACAAGGAGAAGGAGAGAGACCGAGACAGAGACAAAGACAGGGAGAGAGAACGAGAUAAGGAGAGAAACAGGGAGAAGGACAAGGAGAAGGACAGGGAGAGGGAUAAAGAGCGAAAUAAAGAUCGCGAGAGGGUCAGAGACAAAGACAAGGAUAGGGACAGGGACAAGGAUAAGGACAAAGAUAAGGACAGGGAAAAGGAAAAAGAUAAGGAGAAGGAAAAAGACAGGGAAGAGAUAGACCAGAACAAGGAAAAAGAAGAUACUGAGAAAGAAGGAGAGAAGGACAGAGAGAAGAUUAAGGACAAGGAGGGAGAUAAGGAUAAAGGAGGGGAAAAAGAGAAGGACAGAGACAAAGAAAAGGAAAAAGAUGGGGAUAAAGAGAAGGAGCGAGAAAGAGAAAAAGAGAGAGAUGAUAAAAAGAAGAAAGAGAAGAGAUCCAGAACACCCCCAAGAAGCUAUAGCUCUUCAAGAAGAUCUCGUAGCUCCAGCAGAGAAAGACGUAAAAGGAAGAGUAGAAGUCUCUCCAAAUCUCCUAAAACAUCCAAAACAACAAAAAGAAAGUCUUCACGAACUCCUUCUCCGAGAAGAAACAAGAAAGAGAAAAAAAGAGAAAGAGAUGCAAAUAACGAAAGAAGAGAAAGAGAACGCUCCACCUCCAAGAAAAAAAGUAGUAAAGAAAAAGAGGGAAGGGAGAAAUCUGACAAAAGCACCACUACUUUGAAGGACAAAGAUCACGCUAAAGAGGAUCAGAAUUCAGAAACUGACAAGGAAGUGGACAACAGAGAUACAGAAAGGACAGAUGAAGUCAAACUACAACAGAAUGGGAACUGUCAGCCAAAUGAAGAAGACCUCUCAAUUAAAAUGGAAGAGGUUUAAAGCAAAGAAUGGACCUCUGAUUCAACUAGGAAACGCAAUCCAAAGCUUUUUAUUCCCCAGAAUGAGGAAGAAAAUGUCAAAGCAAUCAACCUGAACGUGUUGAUAGUACUAGUAGCUCUUCCAAUUCUUGUGAUAGCUUUGUUGUCUUCUUGCUGUAAAGCAAGAGAGCACGGACCAGUAGGUAUAUCAUGAAAAGGCAGAUGCCAUCAAAACUAUUCAUCUCUGAAAAUCCAUGCAUUUCCAUGAUGGCUGUACUUACUUGUAAAAUGAUUUAUGUUAAGUUCUGCCAUAAGCUGUUACAAAUAAGUAGAAACUGAAAGGUGUAAACCUGUACUACCCAAAAAAACCUGAAGAUGUGCAUUGAAGGUUGUUUAAAAUAACUCCUUGUUGAUUAAUUUUUUUUUUGUUUUACCUUGUAGGUUAAAAAAUCCACAAAAACUUAAAUGUGUACUGUUUGAUGUGCUUGGAAAUGGUGCAUAAUUAUACACACUUUUCUUUUGUUGUAAAUGACAACUGUAGGGAAAGGGUUUUUAAACGUAAAUGUAGUUUUACGGUUAAUAUGUUAAAUACCCCCUGACUAGUAUGUUUUUCAUUUGCUCACUGCUUGAGAUUCUUGGGGUUUAUUAUUUAAAAUAAUUUCUUACUAAUAUCUUUAAAAUUAAUAUUUCUUUUAAAGUAUUUGAACAAUGCAUGCUACUUUUCUGUUCCUAAGAGGAGCAUUGCCAUUUUAUAGAUAAUAGGUUAGCUUGCUGGGUUAUUUUGGGACUGUUUUGUUAUUUUGUUUUCUUUUGUCCUUCCAGAAGUGAGCACAUCUUUAUCAUAUUAUCAGAAAUUACAGCUGUGUUUUGAGCUGUACUGCAGUGUGUCUGUUCAGCUGCAAAUAGUACAGGUGCCAUUAUGAAAAGAAAUAUUUUUUAUUUGUUUAAAAAAUAUGGGAGCACAAGCAGAAGCUUUAGUGCCUUCUUAAAAUGUGGUAUUUUCUAGAAGGGUAUGUGCUAUUACUUGUUUUUGGCUAAAUCUUACGUGAUCUCUCUUGCUAUUUUGCCACCACCAUACUGUAGACAAGAAUGCAAGUGACUUGCCAGAACGGUUGUUUGAUUCACUUGUUAAAAUACUAAAGCUCCAUUUUUACUUUUAUUUUUUGUUAUUAGAAGAGAUUUAUAGAUGAAAGCAAAGAUGCAAUUUGGGGACCACCACUGUACAAAAGUAGUAGCUGAAUACAAAGCAUUUUCUGAUCACCUGCAUCAAAGACAACCUACAUUUGGAUGGCCUUAAUUGUUACCUCUCCAUCAUCUUCUCUGAUAGCUGUUGGGUGAUGUCACAGGAAUUGUAUGCAAAGAAGUGGGGAUAAAUAAUUUUGGGAAAAAAGUUCUAAUUUACACUGUAGUUAUAUGGGGUUCUUUUUUCGUUCUUUGGGGAGAAAGCAUGUAAGAAGAGAAUGACAAAGCAAAUAUUUUUGUCAAGGUAAAACACGGCUUGUGUUCUCUGAACUAAUUUAAUUGGUUACAUAGGAUUUCUUAAGAGUCAUACCUUUAAAACUUAAUUAUACCUGAAAUUGAGGAGAUUAUUUUUAAUACAACUUAAUACAAUCAAAUGACUUAAUUGCCUUACCUCAUGGGAAGAGUUAUUUCUUUCAGUUAAAAAAAAAAGAAUAGGAUAUUUGCUGUUUGCUUUCAUUUUGUUUUUCUUUUCCUUUGCAUAGUUAAUUCUUCAAAAAAAGAUAAAGCAUGUUACAAGGAGUGAAAAAUUUGCCCAAUUCCUAAGGUAAUGAAACCCAGUUUGAUCGUGAAGCUACUUGAUCACUCUUCAUUUUCAAUAGGUUUUAAUGUUCUUGCCACUGUGUACAUUUAAAACUAUGGAAAAUGCUUUACCAUGUAAAGUAUAGACAGUCAUUUUUGUGAUGUUUAAGCCACAUGCUAUUGGCUGGUAAACAGCUUAUUCUGAUAAAAGAAUGACAAAUCUGUAUGCUUACAGGAAGACUGUGAAGGAUUGUGUCUUGCAACAACAGCUGUCUUAUUUAUGAUGUGUAAGUAGCAUAGAGCAAAGAGAUUGUUUGUAUACUUGUUAUCUUUGGUACCAUUUCACUAAUAAAAUUAAGUAUUUUAGAGGGAAGUUUCUGCUGGUACAUACUUAUUGAAGGAAUAUUUUUAGUUGAUUGGUCUUAUUCAGGCAGCUUCUUUGAUUUGAAAUGGGGAUACCAGUGAAAAUAUACAUGUAUUAUUUAUAAUAUCUUUGAAAAACUAAGUUUCUCCUUGGGGAGGAAUUAGAAUUCUUGCAGUGUAUCAUGUUUCAGCUGAGUUUUGUUACCCUGAAAUUGCAUAGCUCUGGUAUAUAUCAGUUACAGAAUAUGUAAAGGAUUGUGUGCAGUUAGCUAAGAAACAUGCCUUUGGAAAUUAGUAGUUACAGAUUGGCAGCCUUACUAAUUUAUCACAUGUGUAAGUCCAUAUGCACCACAUUGUUGCAUUGUAUGUGAAUUAAUGGUUCCCUUACAAAAUGCUUUUUUUAAAAAAAGGCAAAAAAGACCCCAAACCAACCAACCGCCAAACACGUUUCCUCCCCACACCAGGUCAUAUUUUCUUACAAAUGCUGUAUUUUCUGGGUUUGCUUUGUAAAUACUCUGCAGAUCUGUGAGGUAGUUAAGUUCUGUCUAUUUGUAUUAGGUGUUUUACAGUUCCCCUCUUCCUAAAAAGCUACUAGAGAGAGCUGUUAUUUGUAAAAUGCCUGUCUCUGCAGAGCGUGGCUCACUUUUAAGCGGGUAGCGUAGCGCAGUAGUGAAGUUCCUGCUUGCUCCAAGGGGAUUGUGUGCAUCAUCCAUGGAAUGUGUCCAUCUUCCAUUGCCUUCUCCUUCUCAAGUUUGCAUGCUGAGCUGCCGUGUCAGAUUGUUUGGGUUUGCACUUUAUAAACAACAUUAAAUGGAGUGAGUGUUUUGAGAACGGUGUAGUUCAUGAUAGCUGUACUGUUUUAAAUGCAAUUUCAUUUGAGUCAGCCUUUAUUUGAAAAUGUUGUGACUUGUAAUUGCUCAGAGAAGCGGCCAUAGGGUGCUAUUUUGCCAGGACCAUGUAAAACACAUACGUGCUUGAGCUUCCAUUAGUGACCGCAGUUAUUUCGCAACAGUGUUUCUGGGUAAAGAUAGGCUUUUUCUUUGGAUUUUGAAAGAAGAAGGUAGCAGGAGACAACAACAGGAUAGAGUUGGCCUUCCGUAGGUUUACAUAGGUGUGAGGGAUGAAAUUUUGUUUGCAAACACUGACGGUUGUAUGGUGUGUAAAGAAUACUGUUUUUCGUAUUUCAAAAUUAGAACUAAGUGGGGCAAAAAGCACUUCAGCUGGAAACUAGAAGCAUCUGAAGCACGUCUGAAAAAUCAGCGAGACCUGGGUUCUGCCUACUCAUUAGUCACCUGCUAAUUUUUUUGGUGGCGAUUUCAUACAGAUCCAUCUGAGCAAGCUUUACAUUAGCGGGCUGACAGCAGCAGCGUAUGUGCAGCUUGGGUUCUGAAAUGAGCUGUGGGCACCUGAGUGUGUUGUCUCUGCUGCAAAGAAGGUGACUUCCCUAGUCUGCGGCGUGCUUUGCCUUGCUUGCUGGGGUCCUUUGGUCCAGCUACAGCCAAGGCAGCAUCUGAAAUUACUUUGAACCCCUGCAAAUCUGGUACAUAGUGGCUCCUCUGUGCUGCCCUUGGCUUGUACUGGUAUCUUGUAAGAGUUACUAGGUUUAGGGUUUUCUGUAAUUUUCUUUUGGUCUAAGGAAGAGAUAAUAAGUAAAGGCUGCUUUGUAUGAUACAAACUAUUGUGUACUUCAUACCUGUCCGUAUUAGUGUUAUUUUUUUCAUUUGUGUCUGACCAUUUCAAGUGGUAAUGCCAUAGUGUUGUGUGUGUAACCUCUGCUUUUCAGUCUGAAACAUCCCUGCAUCGGUGUCUUUUUGUUAAUUUGUGAAAGAAGGUUAGAGUUCAUAUAUUUUAAUUUUGCCAACCAUUCACUUAGAGGAAAAAAAAAAAAAUCAGGCAAAAGUGAUCUUGAAUUUUAUACGUGUUAGUGUGAAAAUGGCAUUAUAACAGUAAAACAAAUAAUCUUAAAAGAUGUGAAAUCUGAACAAAGACUUGCAAACUGGAGCAUAUGAUGUGUCCCACCUGCCACUUGGUGGUAGUUUCAGUUUUCUAGCAAUCAGUUACUGCCUUUGGUGUUAUCAUAAUUUUAAAAGUAAGAAUUGGAUUUAGUGAUACAAAUGUUGAGAUCUGUAAAUGCCUAAAAUAAUGAGUAGGCGCUUAGUGCAGAAAGAUGUAGUUUUCUCACCAGAGACUGGAGUGUGCACAAUUGAAAUAUGAGAUAUCAUUAGUGCUAUUACCUGAAGAGAAUCUAAGACUUAGUUGUUUGCUAAUACGUAAACAGAAAAAAUGUUUUCAGCCUGUACCUUAGGUUUAUUUUUAUAUGUUGAAAAGUGUAAUUAAAGUAAUAUUGAAAAUAAAA